GAUGAAUUGGAAAAGUAGGCCUUGGGGAGAGAAGUACGAAGCUGACUUGAGAACGCGUUAUAGCCGCCCAGGAAUCAAUCCAAAACCAAAGACUUCCAAGUUCACGCCGUCUUCUACCCGUGCUACCUGUACUUUUCUUCUAUACAUAACCUCUACUUCUUCAUCACCAUUACCCUUCAGCUUCAUCAUCGAUCACCAGACUCACCACCAUCAUACACCAUAUCUUUCAAAGCUCAUACCUCCCAUGUACACCAUAACUCUACACAUCUCCUUCUUUCUCUAUCUCCUCUUCUCCAUCACCACUGCCGCCGCUGCCAUCAGCGACACAGCCAACGCGCCACCUUACAGUCCAAGCGACUACUUUCUCCUCAACUGUGGUUUAUCUUCUAGUUCUAACGAUGCCGACGGCCGAACCUGGGAGGGAGAUGCCCGCUCCAAAUUCUCGCCGUCAAACAUUUCAAUAACUUCUUUGGAAUAUAAAGCAUCCGAGCAAAAAACUUCUGUCAAUCAAGUCCCCUACAUGACUGCUCGGAUCUUUCGCUCUGAAUUCACCUACACCUUCCCCAUCACCGUCGGACCAAAAUUCAUUCGUCUCUAUUUCUACCCAGUUAAUUACUCUGACCUCGACAUAGCCAACUCUUUCUUCUCUGUCACCUCCGGCGGCUACACCCUCUUAAGCAACUUCAGUGCCUUUCUCACUGUCUCUGCCAUGAAACCCGCAGUUGCUUCCCUAAGAAAGGAAUUCAUCGUCAACGUUAGGAACAACCAGAAACUGAACAUAACCUUUUCGCCGUCUCCAAACUCUUACGCCUUCGUUAAUGGCAUUGAAGUCGUUUCAAUUCCGGAAAAUCUCUACAUUCGCGGCAGUGAUUAUCAAAUCCCACUAGUCCCGAACCAAAUAUCAUUCAAUAUUGAUAACACCUCUGCUCUUGAGACUCUCUAUCGAUUAAAUGUUGGCGGUAAUGAGGUCUCAAUAACCGAUGAUACCGGAAUGUUUCGUUUAUGGCUUUCGGACGAUGCUUACACCUACGCAGCUUAUGGGUUUACACCUCACAGGGAAGUCCCAAUCCAGUAUACAAAGGACACACCACCUUACACUGCACCGAAGAUCGUUUACACAACCACAAGGACCAUGGGCAACCAAAGUCUAACAUACAAUCUGACAUGGAGAUUUCCUGUUGAUUCUGGGUUUUAUUAUCUUCUCAGACUCCAUUUCUGCGAGAUUCAAUUGGAGGUGACCUUGGAGAACCAAAGGGUUUUUAUAAUAUACAUCAACAAUCAAACGGCACAGAGAGGAGCAGAUGUUAUCCAGUGGAGUGGUGGCACUGGAAUCCCGGUGUUCAAAGACUACGUCAUCAUGGUCACCGACCCAGAUGGUCGCCGGAGCAAGCAAGACUUGUGGCUCGCUAUGUACCCUGAGCUCGACUUUAAACCUCAGUACGCUGAUGCUAUAUUGAAUGGUUUAGAAAUCUUCAAAUUGAGUGGAACAGACGACAGUCUCGCCGGGGCAAACCCUGAACUUGUACUCAGUCCACCGCCAGGACCAUUCCCAUUGUCACCGCAGAAGAAGAACAAUAAAAAAACAUCUACUUUGCCGGUUAUUAUCGGUAGCGUAGUCGGAGGAGGGUCUGUUCUGGUCUUUAUCUUAGGUUUCUUGAUUGUCCGACGACGGAGGAGAGUGAAAGACUUGGGCUCAACACAGCCCAAGUCGUCGUGGGUCCCCUUAUCUGACGGUUCAAAGUCCACAAAAACCAGCGGUUCAUCACUACCGUCUGAUCUAUGUAGACGCUUUUCACUUGAGGAGAUCACAUCAGCUACAUGCAACUUCGAUGACAAUUUUGUCAUCGGGGCAGGGGGAUUUGGUAACGUGUAUAAGGGCCACAUCGACAACGGUGCAACCACUGUUGCGAUCAAACGAUUGAACCCAUCAUCAAAUCAAGGGAUCCGCGAGUUCCAAACAGAGAUCGGUAUGCUAUCAAAGUUACGCCACCUCCAUUUGGUGUCGUUGAUCGGUUAUUGCAAUGACAACCGUGAGAUGAUUUUGGUGUAUGAUUAUAUGGCCCAUGGAACCCUUCGUGAUCAUCUUUACAAAUCGAAGAAACAACACCUUCCGUGGAAGCAACGCCUUCAGAUUUGCAUUGGUGCAGCAAGGGGACUGCAUUAUCUCCACACAGGUGCAACACGCACAAUCAUUCACCGUGAUGUGAAAUCCACCAACAUUUUAUUGGAUGAGAAAUGGGUAGCUAAGGUCUCUGAUUUCGGGUUAUCCAAAUUGGGUCCCAAGGAUGUGGGUCAUAGCCAUGUCAGUACAGUGGUGAAGGGUAGUUUCGGACCAGCUGUAAUUCCAAAAUUUCCCAAGGAGCACAUGAGUUUGGCUGAGUGGGCCCGAAAUUCUUAUAGAAAAGGGACCCUUGAUCGGAUUAUUGAUACUAAUCUAAAGGGUGAGAUUGCGCCAGAGUGUUUGAGGAAACCAGCUAUAAUUCCAAAUUUUCCCAAGGAGCAAGUGAGUUUGGCUGAGUGGGCCCGAAAUUCUUAUAGAAAAGGGACCCUUGAUCGGAUUAUUGAUACUAAUCUAAAGGGUGAGAUUGCGCCAGAGUGUUUGAGGAAGUUUGGCGAAGUAGGUGAAAGUUGCUUGCGUGAUAAUGGGAUCGAUCGUCCAGGAAUGAAUGAUGUUGUGUGGGGCCUUGAAUUUGCUCUGCAACUUCAAGAGGCUGCUGAGAAGAUGGCUCACGGUGGUGGUUGGUUGCUCCCGGCGGCGUUGGCCAGUCCCUCUGUUCCUCUUCUACAUGGAGAGGCAACGACCACCGAUGAUGAUGAAGUAUUUACUGCGUCAGUCGAAAACAUGUCAAGAUCAACGGUCAGCAGUGAGAGAUUGAAGUCGGAGACUGUGUUCUCCGAGAUCUUGAAUCCCGUUGGACGUUGA
Molecule: messenger RNA, 2923 nt
Organism: Ilex paraguariensis (yerba mate)
Lineage: Eukaryota; Viridiplantae; Streptophyta; Magnoliopsida; Aquifoliales; Aquifoliaceae
Source: the annotation of a GenBank genome assembly